GCCAUCAUUGGCAUCCUCUUGCGUGGGCGGCUCUUUGAUUCCAGUUUCCAUUCCGAAACUGCCUUCCUUUCUCUGUUGACCGGAUACUAUUAUGGAGAGAUAUUAUCCGAAGAAGCCUCGGAUAGCUACGACUUCCCAUGAGCGUGAAGAUAGUGAAUUGAAUUCAUUAGCACCUGGACAUGAUUCUAAUUCUACUCCAUCAACACCAUCAGUGUCACAAUCUCUCUCGGUAAAUCACUCUACUCCUAGCAUUGCAUCUAGAGAAAAUGAGCUUGAUGUGAACUCUUUGAAAGCUGAUCCGGGGUUAAGAGAACAAGUAGCAUUAUUUAAUCCUAAUGUUCAAGAUAUGAUCAGAAGACAUUAUCUUCAAAAAGGUGUUUGUCAACCCAAUCAUGAUUUCCCAUCUAGAGAUAUUGGGGGAGUUCAUCGAAGCUUUAAGCCUUCUUGGUAC
Messenger RNA from Linum tenue, 451 nucleotides. Lineage: Eukaryota; Viridiplantae; Streptophyta; Magnoliopsida; Malpighiales; Linaceae. The record is from the annotation of a GenBank genome assembly.